Messenger RNA from Pieris macdunnoughi, 378 nucleotides. The record is from the annotation of a GenBank genome assembly. Lineage: Eukaryota; Metazoa; Arthropoda; Insecta; Lepidoptera; Pieridae.
AUGUCGUUCCGUAGGCUUCUCACCGCGAUGCGAUCGGCCAGAGACGCUUUGAACCGCGGCGCGCCUAUGGAUGGGCUUCUGAAGUCGUUGCUAUCAGUGAUUGUGAUAUGUUGUAUUGCUGUUUCAUCACCGCAAACUGCUUCAGCGAAGCCCUUCACUUUCAGCUUACCAGCGAGCUGGUCAUUAGCAGGAUUGGUGGGCACAGUGGGUGCCCGAUCAGACAGCAUAGAUCGUAAGGAAGCUGGUGUGAAGCCGUACUCCGGCCGUCGCGUGAGCAAUGACACCCUUCGUAUGAUUUACUUCCACGAUCAGACUGUGGCUGUAGUGGAGCUGGGGGAGGAAAAGCUACUGCUCAACUGCGAGCUUAUCGAGACUUAG